AUGACGUUGUGGUGCCGGCAUGCUAAACCAGGAAGCAGCUGGUGCACGCCUCGAAGGACCAAUAGAACAGUGUGGAGCUAUGCCUGCUGUAUGCUUCUUGAGGACUUUUAUAACUUUCUUAGCAUAGUAUUUGCUGUGGAUGAAAUCAACCGUAACCCCAAUCUACUUCCCAAUGUGACUUUGGGGUACAAUGUAUAUGACUCUUACGUUGAUCUCUUUAGAACGAUCCAAGGUGCUGUUCGCAUCUAUUCAGGAAACACAAAGCAAUUUCCAAAUUAUAACUGUGAUAAAUAUGGUGUUUUAGCUGCUGUCGUUGAUGGGAUGGCCUCUUCAUUUUCUAUUCAGUAUUCUAAUAUAUUUGGAAUGUACAAGCAUCCACAGUUACACCGUUUCCUUAAAAAAGUCAAUUUUACAAACACAAUGGGCCAACAAAUUUAUUUUAACAAUGAUGAAAUAUCUAGCAGAUAUGAUAUUUAUAACGUGGUCUACUUACCGAACAGGACAAUCGUAUCAGAAAAUGUUGGAAGUUUUUAUUCCGACGCACCCCCAGGAAAACAAAUGGCUGUUAAUGAGAAAGCAAUUAUUUGGGAAAAUUCUUUUUCACAGACUCCAAGAUCUGUGUGCAGUGGAAAGUGCCCACCGGGAAAGAGAAAAUCAGUCUGGGAGGGGAAACCAGCUUGUUGCUAUGAUUGCUUGCCAUGCCCAGAAGGGGAGUUUUCCAAUGAGACAGAUGUGGAUGUGUGUAUAAAAUGUCCAGAAAACCAGUGGCCCAAUAAACAGAAGACAUCCUGCAGCCUGAUGGACAUAACAUUCCUGUCUCAUAGUGACCCAAUAGGAAUUACUCUGACAGUUAUAGCAAUAGUAUGUUUCUUUACCUCUGCCUGGGUCUUGGGAAUAUUUAUGAAGUAUCAGAACACCCCAAUUGUCAAAGCAAAUAACCGGGAUCUCAGCUACCUUGUACUGAUAUCACUAAUGUGCUCCUUCCUCUGCUGUCUGAUCUUCAUAGGCCGCCCAGAGCAACUGACUUGCUUCUUACAGCAAGCUAUUUUUGGAAUAACCUUUACAAUUUCAGUUUCUUCCCUUCUGGGCAAAACAUUUAUUGUUGUGGUGGCGUUUAAUGCGACCAAAGCAGGAAACAAUUUAAGAAAAUGGGUUGGUGCUAAAAUUCCCAAAUACAUUGUCAUAACUUGUUCAGCCAUUCAAGUGUGUAUCUGCCUCCUAUGGUUGGUUAUAUCACCCCCUUACUCAUACUAUAACAAGGAUUCUGAACCCGGAAUAAUUAUAGUUAAGUGCAAUGAAGGAUCAGUGACUGCCUUUUAUACAAUACUUGGAUAUCUGUGUCUAUUGGCUUCUGUGUGUUUUGUUGCAGCUUUUCUUGCUAGGAAAUUACCCGACACUUUUAAUGAUGCCAAGCUGAUUACUUUUAGUAUGUUGGUUUUCUUUAGUGUUUGGAUCUUUUUUAUUCUUACCUCCCACAGUGCCAAAGGCACAUCAACGGUGGCAGUGGAGGUAUUUGCUAUCCUUGCAUCUAGCUCUGGAUUAUUGGCAUGUAUGUUUGUCCCUAAAUGUUAUAUCAUCUUAAUAAAGCCUGAACAAAACAUGAAAAAGAAUAUGGUAAGAGGAUCUGCUGUCAAAUAAAGUGUCAAUGCAAUUAAUUAA
Molecule: messenger RNA, 1659 nt
Organism: Xenopus laevis (African clawed frog)
Lineage: Eukaryota; Metazoa; Chordata; Amphibia; Anura; Pipidae
Product: vomeronasal type-2 receptor 26-like
Exons: 5
Coding region: 1-1638 (545 amino acids)
Source: RefSeq, a predicted model, not a curated record